GCGAGCAGCGGCUGUAAUCCCACAAUGCAGAGCGGAUGGCGCGUCAUUGGAGAGGGACGAUGAUGGCGGCGGUCGGUGCACCAGAAGUGAUCACACAGCUGGAAAGCGCUGCCAAAGUUUUAAUGGCACCGCCCUCCAUGGUCAGCACAGAUCAGAGGCAACAUGCCGAACAUGUGUUCCUCUCCUUCAGGAAGUCCAAAUCUCCUUUUGCCAUUUGCAAGCACAUCUUAGAGACCAGUAAGGUUGACUAUGUGCUGUUCCAGGCAGCCACUGCCAUCAUGGAGGCUGUCGUGCGGGAGUGGAUCCUGCUGGAGAAGACGAGCAUUGAGUCGCUCCGGGCGUUCCUCCUCACCUACGUCUUACAGAGGCCCAACCUGCAGAAAUACGUCCGUGAGCAGAUCCUGCUGGCUGUGGCAGUCAUCGUGAAAAGAGGCUCUCUGGACAAAAGCAUCAGCUGUAAAAGCAUCUUUCAUGAGGUCGGACAGCUCAUCAGCAGCGGGAACCCCACAGUGCAAACACUGGCCUGCUCCAUCCUCACCGCUCUGCUCAGCGAGUUCUCCAGCUCCAGUAAGACCAGCAGCAUCGGCCUCAGCAUGGAGUUCCACGGAAAUUGCAAACGUCUGUUCCAGGAGGAAGGCCUGCGACAGAUCUUCAUGUUGACCAUGGAGGUGCUGCAGGAGUUCAGCCGGCGAGAAAACCUCAAUGCCCAGAUGUCCUGCGUCUUCCAGCGCUACUUGGCUUUGGCCAACCAAGUCCUCAGCUGGAACUUUCUGCCUCCCAAUCUGGGGCGCCACUACAUCGCCAUGUUCGAGGCCACGCAGAACGUCACGCUGAAGCCUACGGAGACCUGGAGGGAAGCUCUGCUGGACACCCGCAUCAUGGACCUCUUCUUCACCGUACACAGGAAGAUUCGGGAGGACUCGGACAUGGCCCAGGACUCCCUCCAGUGCCUGGCCCAGCUGGCCUCCAUGCACGGGCCCAUCUUCCCAGACGAGAGCGCCCAGAUCUCCUACCUGGCCCACUUGGUGGAGGGUCUGCUCAGCAUGAUUAACGGGAUUGAGAUCGAAGACUCGGAGGCAGUUGGCAUCUCCAACAUCAUCUCCAAUCUGAUCACCAUGUUCCCCCGGAGUGUUUUGACGGCGCUACCCAGCGAACUCUUCACCUCCUUCAUCAACUGCCUCACUCUGCUCACCUGCUCGUUUGGACGCAGCGCCGCCCUGGAGGAGGUGCUGGAUAAAGACGACAUGGUUUACAUGGAGGCCUAUGACAAGCUGCUGGAGUCGUGGUUGACGCUCGUUCAGGACGAGGAGCAUUUUCCUCGCGGCUGCUUCGUCCAGCCGGCAAUCCAGGUCUUCAACUCAUACAUCCAGUGUCACCUGGCUGCUCCGGACGGAACCCGUAACCUGUCAGUGAAUGGCAUCUCGUCUCACGAUGAGGAAGAGAUCAACGAGCUGCAGGAAGACGACAGAGAGCUGUUCUCAGAUCAGCUGUCCAGCAUUGGCAUGUUGGGACGGGUGGCCGCCGACCACUGUAUCCCCCUGCUCACAAGUCUGCUCGAAGAUCGAGUGACACGACUUCACGGCCAACUCCAGAGGACCCAGCAGCACCUCAUGGCCUCGUCCGACCUCGGAUCAGUGGACCGCAAAGUCCUGGACGACCUCUACGAGGACAUCCACUGGCUCAUACUGGUCUCAGGUUAUCUACUAGCAGACGAUCCUCAGGGUGAAACGCCGCUGAUCCCCUCAGAGGUGAUGGAGUUCUCCAUAAAACACUCGACAGAAGUGGACAUUAACACAACGCUGCAGAUCCUCGGCUCGCCGGGGGAAAAGGCUUCGUCCAUACCGGGCUGCAACCGCACAGACUCCGUCAUCAGGCUGCUGUCGGCUGUGUUGAGGACGUCGGAGGUCGAGUCCAGAGCGACCAGAGCGAGUUUGACUGAGCUGCUGAGUCCACAGAUGGGUAAAGACAUCGUGUGGUUCCUCAGACGAUGGGCCAAGACGUACCUGCUGGUGGACGAGAAGCUGUACGAGCAGAUCAGCAUGCCCCUGAGCACAGCGUUUGGUGCCGACACCGAGGGAGCCCAGUGGAUUGUGGGAUAUCUCCUGGAGAAGGUGAUAAACAACUUGUCUGUGUGGAGCUCAGAGGCUGAACUGGCCAAUGACACAGUGGAGCUGCUGGUCACGCUGGUGGAGAAGAGGGAGAGGGCGAACAUCGUGGUCCAGUGUGAGAGCUGGUGGAACCUGGCGAAGCAGUUUGCCAGCCGAAGUCCUCCUCUUCACCUGCUGUCCAGCUCGGUGCAGAGAUCUCUGAUGAAGGCUCUGGUGCUGGGAGGCUUCGCACACAUGGACUCUGACACCAAGCAGCAGUACUGGGCCGAGGUUCUUCAUCCUCUCCAGCAGCGUUUCCUGAACCUCAUCAACCAGGAGAACUUCGCUCAGAUCAGCCAGGAAGAAGCCGUCAAACAGGAAAUUGUCGCCACAUUGGAGGCGCUGUGCGGCAUCGCAGAGGCAACGCAGAUUGACAACGUGGCGUCGCUCUUCUCCUUCCUCAUGGACUUCCUGUCCAGCUGCAUCGGCCUUAUGGAGGUUUACAGCAACACGCCUGAGACAAUCAACCUCAUCAUUGAGGUUUUUGUGGAAGUUGCUCACAAGCAGAUCUGCUACCUGGGAGAGACAAAGUCCAUGAAGCUGUACGAGGCAUGCUUGACGCUGCUGCAGGUUUACUCCAAAAACAACCAGAGCCGGAAGCGGAGCGACGCCACGGCGGAGGAGGACCAGUACCAGGACCUGCUGCUCAUCAUGGAGCUGCUCACAAACCUGCUCUCCAAAGAGUUCAUCGACUUCAGUGACACCGACGAGGUGUUUCGGAACCAGGACCAGGGAACGCCGGCGUCCAGUCGGACAGUUUCAGCCGCAGAUGUUGUUCUCUACGGUGUCAACAUCGUUCUUCCACUCAUGUCUCAGGACCUGCUCAAGUUCCCGUCUCUGUGUAAUCAGUACUACAAACUCAUCACCUUCAUCUGCGAGAUCUUUCCAGAAAAGAUCCCACAGCUGCCUGAAGACCUUUUCAAGAGCCUCAUGUUCUCUCUGGAGCUGGGAAUGACCUCGAUGAGUUCAGAAAUCAGUCAGCUGUGUCUGGAAGCUUUGUCUCCUCUGGCUGAACAGUGCGCUAAAAACCAGAAGGACUCACCUUUGUUCAUCGCCACUCGUCACUUCUUGAAGUUGGUGUUUGACAUGCUGGUCCUGCAAAAACACAACACAGAGAUGACGGUGGCUGCAGGAGAAGCUCUUUACACACUCGUGUGCCUGCACCAGGCGGAGUACUCGGAGCUGGUGGAGACUCUUCUGUCCUCCCAGCGAGACGCCGUCAUCUACCAGCGGCUCGCCGACGCCUUCAACAAGCUGACGGCGAGCAGCACACCGCCCACCAUGGACCGCAAGCAGAAGGUCGCCUUUCUCAAGAGCCUGGAGGAGUUUGUGGCCAACGUGGGCGGCCUGCUCUGCGUGAAAUAACCACUGGAAAAAAGAAAGAAAGAAAAAAUGACCCGGGAUCGAUUCAUCGCAUCGCUGAAAAGCAACCAAUCAGAAACGCCUCCCUCCUUCCUCCUCAACGCUUCGUCAUCGACGACAGAAGAGACGAAGCCUUGGAGGAACUCUCAUCUCACUUGAAUGUUUACCUGAAUGUUUGUUCUCCUCCCCGCCAGCUGCACCCAAACGCCCUGUCACCCCUCCACCAUAACUGACACUAUUGAUGAUGAUGAUGAUGAUUUUGUUGUGGUGGUAACCAUGGAGACUGAACUGCUAAGCAGACAGAGUCAGUCGCAGGUUUCUGCCCUGUUGGACUGAAGCGAUGGGGCGCCAUGACGACGAGAGGCAGAGCAGCUGAUGAUAAUGCUGUCCUCCUUCCUCUUCCUCCUUCCUCUUCAUCAUGUGCCUGAAGGCUUCUGGAGCACAGACACACACACACACACAAAUACACACACACACAAAAACACAUUCGGAGCGACACUGAGGUUAAAACAAGUUGAAUUUGUUUUGGUUCUGGAUGCUGUUUUUAGGUAUUAAAGGAGCCAUUUUUGCUCAAUACCAUGGCGACCAAGUAACCCCCAGUUUGUACGCACGCACACACACACACACAAAUGGAUAUCAACACACAAACACAUCAACACACAAACACAAUCAGAGCAACACUGACGUUGAAACAAGUCGCCUUUAUUUUGCAUUUUUGCCUCUGAAUGUUGUUUUACGGUAUUAGAAGAGCCAUUUUGGUUCAUGAGCACCAUGGUGACCAACUCGCCCCCAGUGUGUAGGCACACACACCAAAACACACAUAGAGCAACACUGAGGUCGAAACAAGUCGCCAAUAUAUCGCCCCUUAGUUAUGUUUGAAGAUAUGAGAGGAGCCAUUUUGGUUCACGAGUGCCAUGGCGACCAUCUCAUCACCAGUGUGCGCUCAUAUACACACACACACACACACACACACACACACACACACACAUGCACACUCACACCAACCCAAGCACACACAGAUUAAUGCUGAAGUCCCUUAUUUUGCCUCUGGAGGUUGUUUGAAGGUAUUUGAGGAGCCAUUUUGUUUAAUGACGCCAUGGCGACCAACUUGCCCCCGGUGUGCGCGCACACACACUCACACACCCACACCCACACACACCACCCUCGACCUUCCCAGAGUGCCUUUGUUUUGUUGAUUGUUGUGUGUGUUUGUGUGUGAAUCACGUCAUACAUCAACUGACAACACAUGACGACUGUGCCUCCCAUUUGCCAAGAACACAGCACACACACAUGCACACACUUGUACGUGCUCGACACGUUGCCAUGACAACAGAGGCAUGGCCGACCCGGCUGUCUUUGAGGUUGCUGAAACUGGCAGCAGCACAGGAGGCGUCUGUUCCUCGGUGACGACCGUAAAACCAAAAUCUGACAAAGGGUGUAUAUAUAUAUGCAUAAAUAUAUAUAUAUAUAUAUAUAUAAAUAUAAAUAUAUAAUGUUUUCAAACCUUCAGAAAUGAACAUUCAAAGAAGAAGACGAAGAAGAAAAAAAUGGACUGAAAUGUUUUUAUAUGCCAGCAGACGGCAGGCAGAGUUCAACUGAAGAGGGAGCAACUUUCUCAGUGUUGACUUUUUUGAAGUUUGAUAUUGUUUUUUUUCUAUUUGGAUUAUAGUUUUUUUUUUUGUUGCGGCCCCUCCUCUUCUUCCUCCUCCUCCUCCUCCUCCUGCCACAUGUCUAGCAGGUUUCUUUCAGUAGUAUUUUUCUACAGCAGCACAUCCACAGCAUCCCUCUUCAACACACACUGGAUCAGAGCAGCAGAGACUGAAGGACAGCAAUAAGAAACCAAAUAAAAGGAGCAGAGCCACUCGAUGAAGCAUUAUGUUUGCUGCACUAUCCCCUUAUUGUAGAUGCUGUUUUGUUAAUGAAGUGUAAAAGUGUACAUAAACUUAUUGUAUAAAAUGUUCUGGCCUCUGAGCUUUCCUUUACACCUGCCAUAUCUGUUGUAAUGUCUUUUAUCUACUUUGGUUUUAAAUAAACUUCUUAAUCUUCUAUUUUA
Molecule: messenger RNA, 5562 nt
Organism: Acanthochromis polyacanthus (spiny chromis)
Lineage: Eukaryota; Metazoa; Chordata; Actinopteri; Pomacentridae
Gene: xpo4
Product: exportin 4
Exons: 24
Coding region: 36-3512 (1158 amino acids)
Biological process (GO): protein export from nucleus
Cellular component (GO): cytoplasm; nuclear pore
Molecular function (GO): nuclear export signal receptor activity
Source: RefSeq, a predicted model, not a curated record